This is a messenger RNA of Chilo suppressalis (striped riceborer), 1087 nucleotides long. The record is from the annotation of a GenBank genome assembly. NCBI's taxonomy places the organism in Eukaryota, Metazoa, Arthropoda, Insecta, Lepidoptera, Crambidae.
AAAAAUUUCAGCUCGCUACUCAACCACAACUAAUGGAAAGCUGAGCCCUGUAUUAACUUACAAAAACAUUCGGCACUCGUUUGCAAACUUUUCGAAUUUGUUAGUGGUUCGUGCUAUGUUGAGCUUAUUUAUUGAACAUCUACAUACAAACUAUAAAUUCUUUGAUAAUUUGAUAGUGUUGAUAAGUUAUUAAAAAAAACGAUAAAAGAAGAUAAGAUUAGAAUAGGUAGAUCUAGUUAGUGAUAGUCCAACUGACCAACCACAGCUACACAUUGGGUCGUCACUACCAUGCAAUCGUAUCGCCAAGCCUUGUUAUUAUCGUCUUCAAAUUGCCAUGGAUUUUCUAUGCUGGAAUUUGCCAAACAGGAGAUUUGCUCCGUGUUAGAAAAGAAUAAUGUGAAAAAGCUUCUGUUUAUACCCUAUGCUCAAAAUGAUUAUAAUAAAUACACUGCUAAAAUAAAGGAAGUAAUUGAUCUCUGGGGUUUUGAGGUGUCUGGCAUACAUACAUAUAAAAAUGCAGAAAAAGCUAUAAGUGAUAGCAAAGCAAUAUUUAUAGGUGGUGGUAAUACGUUCCUUCUCUUAAAGAGACUUUAUGAACACAAUUUAGUAGAACUUAUCAGGAAAAGAGUGUAUGAUGGUGAUUUGUUAUACAUUGGAAGUAGUGCUGGUACAAAUGCUGCAACAAAAAGCAUUCACACUACAAAUGAUAUGCCGAUCACUUACCCGCCCACUUUUGAUGCUAUUAAAAUAGUCCCCUUCAAUAUAAACCCACAUUAUAUUGAAAUGGAAAGUGAAACACACAAAGGGGAAACUAGAGAUCAGAGAAUUAGCGAGUACCUGGAGCAGGAGUGUGCUUCUCCAGUGCUUGGUCUGAGAGAAGGCUCGAUUCUAAAAGUAGACAACAACACUUUGCUCAUCAAGGGAGUAGCUGGAGCUGUUUUAUUUGAAAAGGGUGCUAAGAAGACAGAAUUUGCAGUGGACUCCGAUGUAUCAUUUUUGUUAAAGACGCAAUGAUGUAAUUUUUUAUAUGAACUGUAUAAACUAUAAUAUAUACUAAAAAUGCAAUAAAAUAUAUUUAUCUACACCC